Molecule: messenger RNA, 1064 nt
Organism: Cryptomeria japonica (Japanese cedar)
Lineage: Eukaryota; Viridiplantae; Streptophyta; Pinopsida; Cupressales; Cupressaceae
Exons: 6
Coding region: 87-785 (232 amino acids)
Biological process (GO): vacuolar proton-transporting V-type ATPase complex assembly
Cellular component (GO): extrinsic component of endoplasmic reticulum membrane
Source: RefSeq, a predicted model, not a curated record
UUUUCUUUCACGUCGACAUAUAAGAGACGGGUGGGGAUUUAUAUGCUGUGUCAAAUGCUUCUACUAUUUGCUCACUCACCUCCAAAAUGGAGAUUCAAAGCGAAAGAGAUGAAGAGGAGGGAUUAGACAUGAAGGUCAUCUACCUUUUGGACGCUACAGAAGCCUAUUUAAAGCUUCAUAACUCCUUGUCUCACACCAUGCGUCAGGGAUGGUUGGAGAUAGCAAGUGCCCGGUAUUCAAUGGGCUUAUCACGCAUAAGUGAAGCAUUAUUUAGUUUAAAACCUUGUUCUGCACAGACAUCGAUAUCUCUUGAUUAUAGAAAUGGUCUUGCUGCAACAUAUGAGAAAUCGGAAGCAGAGGAAGCCGAAGGACACAUAUCUACAUCAAGAGAGAAAUACCCAACUUGCUUCACUCUUCACAAGUGGGAGAAUAAAAAGGAAGUUGAGAAUGAAGUAGAUGUUGGUUUCGGACAGAAGAGAUCUGCAUCACAAUUGCGGCAUCGCCCUCUUUCUCAUUCUUCUGAUAAAUCUAGGGGGGAAGUGCUAACAGAUAAUGCAGGCUUGGAAUCAAGUUCUAGCUCAACGGUUACUCAGGUUCAGAAGCGAAAGUCUGAGGCUCUGUCCUUAUUUGGCACACUAGUUUCCCCACAGCUUCGAUUGGCUCAGGGUUCAUUUGAAACAGCACUUGAAACCCUUGUGCAACUUGCAAAUGCAAGGAGCACAAUGUUGUCUUUUUUGGAUCAAAUUUCUAAGGAAAAGGAAAACAAGUUUUGUGGAGCAGAUUGAAACCCAAUCCUGGGUUGUCUAUGAUAUCACUCCAUAACAAUUGUGGAGAUCUAUAUUGCUUGUUCAAAGCAAAAUGAGCAAAAGAUUUAAUAGACUUCUAAACUGUAUUGCACAAAUUUUUGUUUUAGAAAGUGAAAAAUAAUAUGAUGACCAGAAGAUGAAAUGAAAAAGCGCCUAGAACAUGGUUCUUGCCUUGGGAAAGAUGAUGUUGCACACUCUGGCAGAACAUAAAUUUGUAGUUAAUUUGAUUUUUACAAGGUGUUAGUGCGAUUCGUAUCA